Messenger RNA from Nicotiana tabacum (common tobacco), 376 nucleotides. The record is from RefSeq and is a predicted model, not a curated record. NCBI's taxonomy places the organism in Eukaryota, Viridiplantae, Streptophyta, Magnoliopsida, Solanales, Solanaceae.
AUGCAACAAGCUCACCAUGGUCGUUUGCCUCUUGGAGAAUGGAUGUUAUCGGUCCAAUCGAGCCUGCCGCGUCAAACUGGCACAGCAUCAUACAAAGCAGUUACCAAGAAGGUGGUAGCAGAUUUCGUCCGCGACCGUAUUGUUUGUCGGUUCGAAAUUCCCGAGUCAAUCAUCACCGACAAUGGUUCCAAUAUUAACAGCGACCUGAUGAAAACAAUGUGUGAGACUUUCAAGAUCAGACACAAGAACUCUACGGCUUAUAGACCGCAGAUGUAUGGAGCCAUAGAAGCGGCCAACAAAAACAUCAAGAAAAUACUAAGGAAGAUGAUCGAGAGGCGCAAACAAUGGCAUGAGAAGUUGUCAUUCGCCUUAUUAG